Messenger RNA from Lathyrus oleraceus (garden pea), 1837 nucleotides. RefSeq lists its product as uncharacterized. The record is from RefSeq and is a predicted model, not a curated record. The transcript has 2 exons. The coding region runs from base 198 to 854 and encodes 218 amino acids. NCBI's taxonomy places the organism in Eukaryota, Viridiplantae, Streptophyta, Magnoliopsida, Fabales, Fabaceae.
CCAAGACAAACCCGAAUCGUUAAAGAAGAACGGAGGGGAAGAGGAAGCGAAGAAGACGGAAAGUUCGAGAGGAAGAAAGAACCUUGAAAGACGCUAAGGAUCACUUACCUCACCUUGCCGGGGUUCAAACGUCGGACUAGCUCCGAUUUGUAACGCUGACUAAUCAACACCUAUACGAGACGCGAAGCAACUACAAGAUGACGUUAGAGCAAGUGGAGGCUAACCAAGCUACCAUGAGGUCAGACAUCAAUACGAUCCAAGAGAAGAUGGAUCAACUGCUGGAAACAAUGCUCGCCAUCGCCCAGAGAGAGAGGGUUGCGGAUGCAGAAGCUGAGGCUAGAAGGAAUGAUAACCCAUCAAGUUUGGUCCACCAAGACGAGAGCUUCGUCCAUGCCAAGAAGAGUCUGGUUCAUAUACCAGUAGGAAGCAAAGGGGAGGGUGAUCGUGCAGAGCCUUCUGAGGCGCCUGCUUAUUAUGGGUCCGAAAUGGGAGAUGACCCAUACGAAGCUUUCUAUGUGCCUGAUCAUCCGAAGCCAAAGAUGCUUCCAGACCCUGCUGCAGAUAGGCUUCGUGCCUUGGAAAAGAAGAUCAAAGCUAUCGAAGGGAAUAAUAUCUUCGGUGCCUCUGCCAUGAACAUGCGCUUGGUAUCAAAUUUGGUCAUUCCGGCUAAAUUUAAAACUCCUGAUUUCGAGAAAUACAAAGGCCAGACUUGCCCAAGAAGUCACCUCGUGAUGUAUUUCAGGAAAAUGGCUGCUCAUACCAAAAACGACAAACUACUCAUACACUGUUUCCAAGAUAGUUUGAGUGGAGCGUCUCUAAGAUGGUACAUGAGCUUAGAGCAAGGGCGGAUUUAAAACUGGGAAGAUUUGGCUGACGCAUUUCUCCGUCAGUACAAAUAUAAUUUGGAUAUGGCACCUGACCAAAUGCAGUUGCAAGGGAUGGCAAUGAAAGAAAAGGAGUCCUUUAAAGAAUACGCCCAGCGAUGGAGAGAGUUGGCUGCUCAGGUAGAGCCACCAUUGUCUGAGAAGGAAAUAACUGGAAUAUUUGUGGACACGUUGAAGGACCCAUUCUUUGAUAGAUUAGUGAGCAGCGCAGCAUCUGAUUUUGCGCAUCUGGUCACAAUCGGAGAUCGCAUAGAAAAGGGUCUGAGGGAUGGAAAGAUCUCAGGAGCCGUGGCAACCCCUAGCACACCGAAAAAGUAUUAUGGAGGCUUCCAGAAGAAAAGAGAGGGUGAAACGAACGUUGUAUCUCGAGGAUAUAAGGGGAAGCAACAGGCUUCAUAUGGCCAAGUCGCUGCCGUGGUACCCAUACCCUAUCAACAACCCAUACAACAACAACCAAUGUAUCAACCACCAAGUAACAAACGAGAUAAAUAAGCAAGUGGUAAAAAUAAGAGAUUCUGAAUUAGUAAGGGCACAUAACGGGCCCUAAGAGCCCAAAACCUUCUUGUACCAAACGAUCCAUCAGCAAAAAUUAAUAAAAUAAGAAAAAGUGGGCCUUAAGCCAAAAACCGGUGGCCCACUUGGAGACCAGAGAAGGUGAAGAAGCGAACGGUCAAACGACCGCUGGACUCCACAUGCGGCCGAGACACGUGUUUGGCCUUGCUUCGAUUUCUCUUCCUUCCAAUCCUGAAUACCUUAAACCCUCUUUUGAAUCCUCCGAAUAUAUGAACAAAACCUCUAAAAUUUUAGGAACAUCUAAGAGUUGUUCUAAACCAACAAACUAAAUCAAGAAACAAACAACAAUUAUCCCUACACUAGAUUUACUCCGAUGCAAUCGAAACCUAACGAUUCAUCAAUAACACCACACAAAUAAACAAGUCUUCCAUGGCAUGGUG